Molecule: messenger RNA, 1709 nt
Organism: Blastocystis hominis
Lineage: Eukaryota; Bigyra; Opalinata; Blastocystidae
Product: Cpn60
Exons: 2
Coding region: 1-1686 (561 amino acids)
Biological process (GO): protein refolding
Molecular function (GO): ATP-dependent protein folding chaperone; ATP binding
Source: RefSeq, a predicted model, not a curated record
AUGCAACGUGUUGCUAGCAGAGGUUCGACCCUUAUCAGAAGAUGUUUUGCUACCGGAAAGGAACUCAAGUUCGGAGUGGAGGCUCGUAACGCCAUGCUUCGCGGAGUGAAUGCUCUUUCCGAUGCCGUGGAGACGACUCUGGGACCGAAGGGUCGCAACGUCAUUAUUGAUCAGCCCUACGGUGCUCCCAAGAUCACGAAGGACGGAGUGACUGUUGCCAAGUCGAUCGAGUUCGAAGACCGUUUCGAGAACAUGGGUGCUCAGCUGGUUCGUCAGGUGGCGAACAAGGCCAACGAGGCUGCUGGAGACGGAACGACGACCGCUACGGUGCUUGCCCGUGCGAUCUACGCGGAGGGCUGCAAGUCGGUGGCUGCGGGUCUGAACCCGAUGGAUCUGCGCCGCGGCGUGAACAUGGCCGUGGACGCGGUGGUGGAGGAGCUGCGUAAGAUGACGAAGAACGUGAGCUCGAACGAGGAGAUCAUGCAAGUGGCCACGAUCUCGGCGAACAAUGACCAAACGAUCGGCAAGCUGAUCGCCACCGCGAUGGAGAAGGUGGGCAAGGACGGCGUGAUCACGGUCCAGGACGGCAAGACGCUGUCGGACGAGCUGGAAGUGGUGGAGGGCAUGAAGUUCGAUCGCGGCUUCAUCUCGCCGUACUUCAUGACGGACACGAAGACGAUGAAGACGGAGAUGGAGGACCCGGCGAUCCUCCUCUACGACAGCAAGAUCUCCACGGUGCAGUCGCUGCUGCCCAUUCUGGAGAACAUUGCGCGCGAGGGUCGCUCGCUGGUGAUCAUCGCGGAGGACGUGGACGGCGAAGCACUCUCCACGCUGAUCCUCAACAAGCUGCGCGGCGGACUGAAGGUCUGCGCGGUCAAGGCGCCGGGCUUCGGCGACAACCGCAAGAACACGCUGGCCGAUCUGGCGGUGCUGACGGGCGCCACGCUGAUCUCGCAGGAGACGGGCCAGAAGCUGGAGUCGGCGACGAUGGACAUGCUGGGCUCGGCGAAGAAGAUCACGAUCACCAAGGACGACACGGUGAUUCUGAACGGCCAGGGCGCGCCGGAGGCGAUCGCGGCUCGCUGCGAGAACAUCCGCUCGCUGAUCUCCACGACGCAGUCGACCUACGAGAAGGAGAAGUUGGAGGAGCGUCUGGCGAAGCUGAGCGGCGGCGUGGCCGUGAUCAAGGUGGGCGGCGCCUCCGAGGUGGAGGUGGGCGAGAAGAAGGACCGCAUUGAGGACGCUCUGAACGCGACCCGCGCGGCCGUGGCGGAGGGAAUCGUCGUGGGCGGCGGCGCGGCGCUGCUGUACGCGUCGAAGGCGCUGGAGGGCCUGAAGAGCAAGGCGGCGAACUUCGAUCAGAAGAUCGGCGUGGACAUCAUCGAGAAGGCGAUCCGCGUGCCGUGCGCGACCAUCGCGAAGAACGCCGGCGUGGAGGGCGCGGUGGUGGUGAACACGCUGCUGAGCGGCAACGACAAGGAGAUGGGCUACAACGCCUUCACCGGCGAGUACACCAACAUGUUCAGCGCGGGCGUGGUGGAUCCCACGAAGGUCAUUCGCACGGCGCUGGUCAAUGCGGCGGGCGUGUCGUCGCUGAUGACCACCACCGAGUGCAUGAUCGCGGAUCUCCCCGCCAAGGAGCCUGCGAUGCCGGCGAUGCCCCAGGGAAUGGGAGGCAUGUACUAAGUGUAAGGGGAUUCAUGUAUUAU